Molecule: messenger RNA, 1406 nt
Organism: Apis mellifera (honey bee)
Lineage: Eukaryota; Metazoa; Arthropoda; Insecta; Hymenoptera; Apidae
Gene: Paip2
Product: polyadenylate-binding protein-interacting protein 2
Exons: 5
Coding region: 169-594 (141 amino acids)
Biological process (GO): negative regulation of translational initiation
Cellular component (GO): cytoplasm
Molecular function (GO): mRNA regulatory element binding translation repressor activity
Source: RefSeq, a predicted model, not a curated record
GCUCUUUUUCUAUAUGAUGGCAGCACUAUCCCAGUAUUACUUCAAGGGUUAAUUUGUGUUGCACGACACGUAUUUUACCCAUGAACUGCGUAAAUCGUGUUUUCUAUCACAAAUUGUCCGAAACCACAUCAUUAAAAGGUUCAUUGUGUUGUUAAAUACAUAUUUGUAAUGAAAAUGAAGAUUCCAAAUAAUCGUUCUGGGAACGAUUAUGGAAAUGAAACAGGAAUUAUCUCUUACAUGGAUAAUAAUUUUGAUUCUGAAAUCGAUGUACAAGGAACAGAAGAAAGUGAUUUUUCUGAGUACCUUUGGAUGGAAAAUGAGGAAGAAUUUGAUAAAGAGGUGAUUCAACAAUUAAUGGAAGAAGAAUUAACAGAAGAAUGUUUAAAAGCAAUGUGGGAAGAUGAAAGACAUGAACGAAAUACAAAUUCUAUUGCUUGGUCUACUGCUACAAGCAUGCCUGAGAAUAAUAGUGCUGAACUUUGCCAGCAACUUAGUAAUCUAAAAAUGCAUGAUGAUCUUGCUAAGCAGAGUACAUUGAAUCCAAAUGCAGCUGAAUUUGUUCCAGCAUUCAAAUCAGCAGUAACAUCUAUCUGAAAGUUUUUAUAUACUGUAGUAUGCGUUUCUAAAUGAAACACUUUUCUAAGAGUUCCUUUUGUAACACUUAUUUUGUACUGGUAUACAUCUUCUAUAUCAUUGUGACAUGAAUUAAUAUUAAAUACUGAAGUCGUUAAGACUGAUGUAAGUAAAAUAUAUUGCACCCAAUGCAUAUUUCAUUUAUAAAACAAUACUUAACGCAUCUAAUUAUACAAGAGAACAAUUUUAAUUUUUAUUUUUAUUAUCAAUUUUUUAUUUAAAAAAUUCUGGUCGUGUUAUAAUUCUGGUCCUCUAUCAGCAUAUGUCUUGAAAGACUUGAAGAUCUCAAGGGAAAGUCUUACACAGGCUGUGAAGGACAUUUUUUCUGACUCUAUUUUGUACAUUGAGAGCCAAUGUACUACUUAUUUACUUUAAUUAAGUAAUAAAAUUAUUAUAAAAUGAUAUUUUAAAACUGAUUAGAGUAUGUAUAUGAAAUGUAAUAUUAUUAAAAAAUAUAAGUGGUGAAUGUAUUUUACAUUAUUAAUCAAAAUUGAAAUAAUAAAAGUAUUAACAUUUUCUCAUUAUCUUGAUAUAUUAUAAAAUUUUGUUAACGAAAUUUAAAGUUUUUAGUAAUGAAAUUUUUAAGAAAUAAAAUUAUAUUUUAAUAAUCAUUAAUCAUACAUAUUCGCCACUUAUACUCUUUGAAUAAACAUAUUUAUGUACAAAUUCUAUUAACAUUCUCUGCAUUGUGAUAGAUACAUACAUGAUUUUAUAAAACCGCAUGAAUUAAAUUUAUAUUACUUUAGCUACAAUAUACUUUAGUAUGAAUGCAA